Molecule: messenger RNA, 1522 nt
Organism: Oryzias latipes (Japanese medaka)
Lineage: Eukaryota; Metazoa; Chordata; Actinopteri; Beloniformes; Adrianichthyidae
Gene: phb1
Product: prohibitin
Biological process (GO): mitochondrion organization
Cellular component (GO): membrane; mitochondrion
Source: RefSeq, a predicted model, not a curated record
UUUUGUCCAAUCAGCGGCUUUGUUGCAACAUUCUUGCGCAUGCGCCGUAGAACAGGCAUCCCUUGUGCUCUACGUCGUGUCCGGUGGAGGUCACAGGCAUCCAAGAAAGCUAAGGUUUCUGCCAUGGCUAAAUUAUUUGAGUCCAUUGGAAAGUUGGGUCUGGCUCUCGCCAUUGGAGGAGGCGUUGUGAAUUCUGCACUUUAUAAUGUUGAUGCAGGGCACCGGGCUGUAAUAUUUGACCGGUUCAGAGGAGUGCAGGACAUUGUGGUUGGAGAAGGAACUCACUUUCUCAUUCCCUGGGUUCAGAAGCCGGUCAUCUUUGAUUGCCGCUCACGUCCACGCAAUGUGCCCGUCAUCACAGGCAGCAAAGAUCUGCAAAAUGUCAACAUCACUCUGCGUAUCCUGUUCCGGCCGGUGACGAGUCAGCUGCCUCGCAUCUUCACCAGCAUUGGAGAGGACUACGAUGAAAGAGUGCUGCCGUCCAUCACCACUGAGGUCUUAAAGGCUGUGGUGGCCAGGUUUGAUGCAGGUGAGCUCAUCACUCAGAGAGAGCUGGUGUCUCGACAGGUCAGUGAAGACCUCACAGAAAGAGCAACCACCUUUGGCCUCAUCUUGGAUGAUGUUUCACUGACACAUUUGACCUUCGGUAAAGAAUUCACAGAAGCCGUUGAGAUGAAACAAGUGGCCCAACAGGAGGCAGAGAGGGCUCGCUUUGUUGUGGAAAAGGCAGAGCAACAGAAGCAGGCGACCAUCAUCUCAGCAGAGGGAGAUUCCCAAGCUGCCUUACUCAUUGCCAACUCUCUGAUGGAUGCAGGUGAUGGUUUAGUGGAGCUGCGUAAGCUUGAGGCAGCCGAGGACAUCGCCUUCCAGCUGGCGCGCUCCCGUAACGUCACAUACCUGCCCUCCGGACAGGGCACGUUGUUCCAGCUGCAGCCGUGAUAGCACGCCGCUCCAUUUUCCCGCUUUAGCCGUCUUCAGCUGUUUUCCCGGCCAUGUAGAGGGCGGUCGGAAGGUUCAGUUUGGGGUCCUCUCCUUUUUGCGUACAUUCCUCUCACUCUAUCUCUAACCACCACUGGACUGGGAAAGGCCGUAAGGCUGCAUCGUGGGAGGUAGAGUGAGAGGUGUGAGACGGAUUUGUUCAUGAAGUUUACCCUUGUACAUGGAAGUGAAGGGGUUAAAUGACUCUCUUUAAUUGCCUAUACAAAGUAAAUAGUUAUCAGAGAUACAGAAAGUUUUUGUGGACAAGUUUCAGGAUCAAAACACUGCAUAUUUCAAAGCAACAGUCAUUUGUUAAAAGAAAUUGGUGAACUCAAUCAUUCUGUCAAAUCUGAUCAAAUUUUCAAAGCUGAAAUCAAGCAAAUAUAUCUCUUCACCAAUGUCAUUGCCACCCCUUAUUGAAUUAAAAUGUGCCUGUCUGACACUUAAUUCUUUUCAGCUGUUGCUGCAUCUUUGAGGUUAAGGAAAAAAUGUAAACCCAACACUUGAGAAAAUGAUUAAAUAAAGUUAUUUCUACCUCUCAGUG